Molecule: messenger RNA, 4590 nt
Organism: Ochlerotatus camptorhynchus
Lineage: Eukaryota; Metazoa; Arthropoda; Insecta; Diptera; Culicidae
Gene: Samuel
Product: SAM-motif ubiquitously expressed punctatedly localized protein
Exons: 8
Coding region: 1997-4402 (801 amino acids)
Molecular function (GO): histone acetyltransferase activity; protein binding
Source: RefSeq, a predicted model, not a curated record
CUUUCGUAGUUUGUGGUGUGCACUGCUACAAACGACACAGUUCGGUUUCCGGGCCGGCCGCAUCUCUGGAACACUAGUGCGUUGCGUUGCGCCAUAUCCAAACAGCUGGACGUGUGCUGGAUUACAAGUCGCGUCGUCGAUCGGGAGCAAUUAAUCAUAGCCCCAUCAUCGAGGGACGAUACUCGGGAAUACAACCGCCGCCAAACGAGUGACACCCAUCAGCGGAAGCAAAGGGUGCGACAACAGUGUGGGCAGAGUGCAGGAGUGUGUUUGCGUGUUUAGUGUGGGUGGUCAGUCGGCCGCGCAGUUCAAGCUCUGGGUUCGACUCCCACGCGGUAGUGACACUGUACGUGACGGGUACGGAAGAGGUCACGCGGAGAAGUGACAGAAGUGUAGCAGUCAAGUGACCUUUCCCGUUGGAAUUGCACGUGUUUUGAGUGCUUGCUCCUAAUGAGAUAACACGCGUGACUGAGUGAUGCCGUUCUGAGUCGUAUUUACGGGAUGAAAUAUUUAUAAUGACAAUUAUUGUUGUCGCAACGAAUAUGGAUUAAGCUGUGUUCUACUCUACGGAAAAGUAGUAGAUACCGCCCGACAAAGUUCAGAACACUGUGCCGUAUUGGAGUGUUUGUGUAGUAGAUGAAAAAAAGUGGAUGAAGAAGAAAACAAAUAGUGAACAACUGAGCGGGUUAGUAGUGUGUAUGUUUGCGCCGGUGUCUAUGCGCAAUAUUAUUCAUGAGUUGUGUCGUUGAGGGAAGACCAGCCAGAGAGAGAGAGAGAGAGAGAGAGGAAAAAAGAAAAAAAAAUAAUACGAUCAGCUAGGCACUCUGUGACAUUUUGACUUAAGUCACUUGAAAUGUCAAACCAUUUAUAAGUUUAAAUGUUACAUCGCUCGGGUUUUCGUUGAAUGAGCUGUGAGCGGUCUACUAAUACAGCUACUACCUACGGUUACUACAUUAACGUGCGAUACGGGGCGGUGAUGGCACUCGAAGUUUCAGUCCGUACUUUGAAAAUGAGAACAACACGGAACGAAGCGCUCGGAUGGUAGACAGACAAGCGACCGACGGACGGCGGCAGCUGAAAUUAAUAUCUCUGGAGAUCCGUUUACCAAUCGGAAAAUCGACGUGCUGGUGUAUAUGUGAGUGUGUAUUUGCGUGCGUGUAUUUACCGACCGCCUCUGGUGACAUAUCCGGUGAUGGACAGCGAUCAUAAUAACAAUAACCAAGUACUACACCAAAUGAGUGCUACCUGGCUGGUGACGACCGUCGGUGAUAAAAUGUAAAAGUUGAGUUUUUAUUAUCAAUGCAUGAUCGUUUGGCACAGUGUGCAGGUGAUUCGCUGUUUUGGCAAUAAUCGGAUUUUGUUGGUGGAAAACUUUACUGCCUCCGACGUAUGCAAGGAAUACCCAAUAAGUUCUCGAAGCAAAGCGUAUCGUAACAAGCCUUUUUGAGGACGUGCUAAAACCAUUUAAAUGUGAACAUCGUUCCUCACCGGGACCACGUGCUUGAAAACAAUCUUACUCCGAUAGUUUAGUCCAGAAGUAUAACCAAACCAAAAGGUUAGAGAAGAAAACCCUACAGAAGUGAUAAAACUGUGUCUUAUUUACCCAAAACAACUGAUAAGAACCUCACCUUCUCGCCAUGCAGUCAGUUUGGCAGUGAAGUAGCCAUCACCGUUUCUUGCUGGUCUAUUUACACUGGGUGCCUCGUGUCGGAAGAAAACUAAUUACCUAUAUCGUCGAAGUCACGUACUUACUUAGGCUUACUUAUCGCUGCAGCAGAGUGAACCUGCUCGCUUCUUCCGUCCUCGUGACCGGUGUGACUAGUGAGCAGUCAAAGGGUAACGCAGUAAAAUAGUGAUUGGUCUUAUCAACGCUUCCAAGCAGUUUUUAGUACUGGAGUACCGAAGUUUAGUGCUGAUAGUUUGAUGUGGUUGGAUUUAGUCGGUGGAGUUGCCGUCGAAUGCUGCGGCGAUUUUUCGGGACAGCCCCGAUGAGAUCAUGAGGGAAGUGGACUCGUCGGAGACAUCGGUAGUAUGGCCAGCUUGGUGUUACUCAGGAGAAACAGUUAAUGAAGAUUUACCACAAGCAACCCCAGCGAGCUUACUGCAUCACCACCACCAACAUCAACAGCAGCAGCAGCAGCAACAGCAGCAACAGCAACAACAGCAACGAUUCCAACUCCAACAGCAAUCGUCAUCAAAUCAAUCACAGCCGUCGUCGUCGUCAUCAUCAGCGUCCUCGUCGCCCUCGUCGUCGCUAUCGCACUUGGUGGCGGUGCAAGGUGCUGGCAAGUUGUCGACUCGUCGCCGUAGCUCCGGUGGCAAAAGAAAAUCAAUCACCUCGUCGACCUCCCCGGGACCUCAGACCGCUCUGACGGCCGCACUGGGUGCAAGUUCGGUGGCAGCCCUGGCGACGGCAGCGGCAGCAGCAGCGGCGGCGGCUUUCCAAGCGUCGCCCAGAAGAUCGUCGAAUCCUCCCACCCCCACCUCGACCGGUUUGCAGCUGGCACUGUCGGAAAACGGAAACGGCUGUCGGCGGGGGUCACCUUCUUCCAAUCCAUCGACUCCCACCCAUGACGACGGUGGUCAUUAUUCGCCGCUUAACAAUAACAACAACAUACACAGCAGUAACUUCAACAGUCAGGUCGCCGCGCUGCAAUCCUUAGACAAGAUGCUGAGCGAGCGGAUGUACGAUCGGAAGAAGUUUCUCAACUCGCCGACUGCUGGAUCUGCAGCGGCAGCGGCGGCGGCGGCGGUCGCGGCCAGUUCCUUCUACGAAAAACUCCGCAAUGGAGCGGCCGAGAUGGAGCUGAGUCAGCUGAACCUUAUCAAAAACGGCCAAUCUGCGCUGGCCGCCAGUGAUCUUAGUGCAAUCGGUAGCAAUAAUGGCAAUAGUGGUAAUAGUGCGAACGGAGGUGGACUGCUGGUCACGGCUAACGGUACCAACAGCAGCAGUAGCAGUAGUGGUGGUAUUAGUGGCAGCAAUAGUGCAUCGGUGGCCGAUGGCAAUAGUGGCAAUAGUUUGAGUAAUAGUAACAACCAAAAUAGUAGUAACGUCAACAAUACUAGCAGUAGUAGCAGCACCGGCAGCAUUGGCAACAAUAGCAAUAAUAAUAGUAUUAAGAGCGAGCGGUUCAGCCCCAACAACAACGAUGUGCAAUCGACGGCUUCCAGAUCACGAAGUGUGACACCUUCGUCGUUUUCCGGGACACCACCGCAGACAAUGCACGCCACGGAUGUGGCCUUCCAGAGCAGUAUUCCGACCAGUGGGUUACUUCCGUCCCCCAACUCGGCCAUGGCUGGAGGCCGACACGAGUUCCAGGCCCGCAACUAUUCCGACAUCAUGCGUAGCUUAGCGGCCAAGUACCACAACAACAACAACAACAACAACAACCCCAGCAGCAACGACCAAUCGAGUGUGAAAAAUCCCUUUCUAGAGCCAAAAAUGCGAAUAAAUCAGCCAAAAUCUUUCACCGACAACUCCCUACUAGGCAGUAAGAAAAGCAGUCCAAUUACCUCCACUCAAGUACCUAAUCCAAGUAUUAUGUCUUCGUUAUUUCCGGGUCUUCCAUUCCAGUCGACGGUGUUUCCACCGUUGAUUGACAUGAGCAGUACCCAGGCUCUCGUUGCACUGGCCCGCGCCGCCAAAGAAUCCGGUAUCCACAAUCUCCUCAAGCCGGAAGAAGGAGGCCUGAAAAAGCCUUCGGCUGGAUCUCGGAGCUGCUCGCCUUCCUCGCUGGGAGCAUCCCUGGCGAACCAUUUUCCGUCACCUUUUCCACCACGGUACCUGCCCGGGAUACUUCCGAACCACCUGGCCGCCAGCUAUCCGACGGCUCAACCGACGACCACGGCCGUCCCUGCGAUCUCACCGCUCAAGUCACCCACCCGACCAACGGAGGGCCUCUCCACAUUCCCACUGGAUCUGAGCAGCGCCGCUGGCUGUGCACCGUCGGCGGCCAAACGGAUAAAGCUGUCGCCGACGCCGAGCCGAAAUCAGGAAACCUCACCGGCACCGAGCUCCACCAACAGUCAACCGUCCGAUUCGCUGGACCUGAAGCCGGGUGUGGCACGGAAGUGUCACGCCCGGAUCGAGGAAAUCAGCGCCUGGACGGUGGACAACGUGUGCGACUUUGUCGGCAGCAUCGACAUCUGCGCCGAGUAUAUGCAGAACUUUCGUGACCAGAGCAUCGACGGUGCUGGGCUGCCGCUGCUAACCGAGGAACACCUGACAAAUUCGCUCGGCAUGAAACUGGGGCCGGCUCUGAAGCUGAAAUCGAUGCUGGCCAAGAAACUGGGUGGUCCAUGUCCGUGUGCCCUGUGUGCCGCUCCCACCCCCACCAGGAGCAGCAGCAAGGGGGACACCACGCCGACCAAUCGACCACCGAGUAACGGUUCCGUUGGAUAAAUCCGGCAAACGAUUUCUGAAUUUUGAAUGCACAUCAACACAUAAAUCCAGACCAGUGAUUGAUUUCCAAUAAUAACAAGAAAAAGAAGCAAAUGCUAAAUUAAGAGGUAGCGUUUAACACUGCCCGCAAUGCAUACGUACUUAGGCAGAGCCGUUUCUGCUGACAAAUCGAUUGAGACGACAGAAAA